CCACGAAUGUUAGCGCAGUGUGGCGACCGCAGUCCGCAGCCGAGGUGAGCCAUGUCGGCGGCCGCCGUCCUGUGCCGCCUCGGCCUCCGCCUCCGCCGCCUCUCCACGCUCUCCGAACUCCCCGCGGUCGCGGCGGGAGCGCCGCAGCCGCAGCACCCGACCUCGAAGGACGCCUACUUCGCGGCGGUGCACCACCUCUCCACCAUCGUGCGGCGGGACUUCUACCUGGAGCGCACCCUGAACCGCCUCCGCCUCCCGUCCCCGUUCCCCACCGACCUAGCGCUCCGCGUCAUCCGCGCCGCCGCCCCCGCCGCGCCGCUCCACGCCACGCGCUUCCUUUCCUGGCUCCGCGCCAAGCCGUCCUUCGCCGCCUCAGCCGAGCACUUCGACGCGCUGCUCCUCCCACUCGCGCGCGCGCGGCUCUUCCCCCACCUCUGGUCCCUCGCCUCCGACAUGCGAGGCCUCGGCCUCCCCCUCUCGCCGACCACCUUCUCCGCGGUCAUCUCGUCCUACGGCCACUCCCGCCUCCCCGACCAGGCCGUCGAGGUGUUCAAUCGCCUCCCUCGAUUUGGCUGCCCGCAGACCACCGAGGUCUACAACGCCCUCCUCGACGCGCUCUGCGCCAACGGCAACUUCACCGGCGCCUACAAGCUGCUCCGCAGGAUGGCGCGCAAGGGCGUUGCACCCGACCGCGCCACGUUCAGCACCCUCGUUGACUCCUGGUGCGCGGCGGGGAAGCUCCAGGAGGCGCAGGCGUUCCUCGAUGACAUGGCGGGCCGCGGGCUCCGCCCACCGGUGCGCGGCCGUGACCUCCUCGUCGACGGGCUCGUUCGCGCUGGGCAUCUGGAGCAGGCCAAGGCCUUUGCCCUCCGUAUGACCAAGGAAGGCAUCCUCCCCGACGUUGCUACAUUCAACUCCCUUGCCGAGGCGCUUUGCAAUGCUGGAGACGUGGACUUCGCCGUGUCUCUUCUUGCUGAUGCUUCCAGUCGAGGCCUGUGUCCAGACAUCUCAACAUACAAGGUGAUGCUACCGGCUGUGGCCAAGGUUGGCAAAAUUGAGGAGGCAUUCCGGCUGUUCUAUGCGGCUGUUGAGGAUGGCCAUCGUCCAUUCCCGAGUCUAUAUGCGGCAAUCAUCAAGGCGCUUUGUAAGGCAGGACGCUUUGCAGAUGCUUUCGCUUUCUUUGGUGAUAUGAAGACGAAGGGGCAUCCACCGAAUCGCCCUGUGUAUGUGAUGCUUGUCAAAAUGUGCGUGAGGGGCGGUCGGUUUGUGGAAGCUGCAAACUACCUCGUUGAGAUGAGUGAGGCAGGGUUCACACCCCGGGCACCGACCUUUAGUGCUGUAGUUGAUGGCCUUCGACAUUGUGGGAAGCAUGACCUUGCCCGGAGAUUGGAACAGCUUGAGGUGUCCCUGAAGGGAAAUUAGAUAGGGUUUGGUUCUGGAGUUAGUUAGGAUGGAACAACUCUUCAGGAGCAGCUUCGUUCGAGGAUUUUGGGAAGCAUAAUUUUCUAUUUUUAGAACCACUCGAUUUUAUAUGAAAUCAUCCAAACAAAAAUAAAUUAGGAGCAUAAGGGCUCAAUUUUACCAUAUUUCGGAACCAAACACUAUCUUAAGAUAACGUUUAGUUCCGAAGUAUGGUGGGACAGAGCCAUUUCACUCUCAGUUUAUUGUUGUUUGGAUUGGUUCCACGUACGAUGGAGUGAUUCUAAAAAUGAAAAAAUAUGUUCAUUCCCAAAAUCUUCUGGACAGAGCCGCUUCCGGGGACGGAGCUGUUGUAUCCCAAGUGACUAUGGAAGCAAACGCUAUCUAAAUAGAUGGGGAACUAGAUGCGGUUUUCUCUUCCAGUUUGGACCUUGCAAGCUGUGUGGUGCUGCUACUAGAUUUUCAGGUAGAAAUGACACUUAUAUUUCUUCUUCGUGUAAAUUUAAUCUCGUCAUAAGCCAGUAAAAUCUGCUGUUUUGUUGUGCCUAACAAGAUUUACCAACUUUUCAAGUGUCC
Messenger RNA from Zea mays, 1995 nucleotides. RefSeq names its product Pentatricopeptide repeat-containing protein mitochondrial. Gene Ontology annotation, cellular component: mitochondrion. The transcript has a single exon. Gene Ontology annotation, molecular function: mRNA binding; protein binding. The record is from RefSeq and is marked validated. Gene Ontology annotation, biological process: mitochondrial gene expression. The coding region runs from base 52 to 1422 and encodes 456 amino acids. Lineage: Eukaryota; Viridiplantae; Streptophyta; Magnoliopsida; Poales; Poaceae.